AUGACACAGACGUCGGGCUCGUCCGCCGCACCGGCAGCGCCGAUCACAGGCUACGAGCUGCCAUGGGUGGAGAAAUAUCGUCCUUUGCGACUCGACGACGUGGUCGGCAACAAGGACACCAUCGACCGCCUCAAAGUCAUCCAAAAAGACGGCAACUGUCCGCAUCUUCUCAUCUCGGGUCUUCCCGGUAUCGGCAAGACGACCUCCGUUCUCUGUCUCGCCCGUGCCCUCCUAGGCGAUGCCUACAAGGAGGGAGUCCUGGAACUCAACGCCUCCGACGAGCGAGGUGUCGACGUCGUCCGAAACAAGAUCAAGACGUUUGCCCAGAAGAAGGUCUCGCUGCCCGCUGGGCGGCAUAAGAUCGUCAUCCUCGACGAGGCGGAUAGCAUGACGCCCGCUGCUCAGCAGGCGCUGAGGAGGACAAUGGAGAUCUAUUCCAACACAACACGCUUCGCCUUCGCCUGCAAUCAGAGCAACAAGAUCAUCGAACCUAUCCAGUCGCGUUGCGCCAUCCUGCGGUACGGCAAGGUGAAGGACGAACAGAUUCUGAAGCGUUUGCUGGAGAUUUGCGAGAUGGAAAAGGUCGAGUACUCAGACGAAGGACUGGCUGCGAUCAUCUUUACGACGGAAGGAGACAUGCGUCAGGCGAUCAACAACCUCCAAUCGACAUGGACAGGGUUGGGCUUUGUCAGCCCGGAUAACGUGUUCAAGGUGUGCGACCAACCACAUCCGUUCCUCAUCCGAACGCUGCUCCUGGCAUGCAAGAAUGGGGAUAUUGACGAGGCCAUGGAGAAGCUCGACGAGAUCUGGUCCAAGGGGUACGCGGCGGUGGAUAUCGUGACGACGCUGUUCAGGGUAGUCAAGACGCUGGAUGGCAUUCCUGAAGCCACCAAGCUCGAGUUCAUCAAGGAGAUCGGCUGGACGCAUAUGAAGAUCCUCGAGGGCGUGGCGACCGUCGUGCAGCUCGGUGGAUUGAUUGCAAGGCUUUGCAAGCUCAGCAUCGACCCAAAGCAGUUCCAGGUGUAG
This is a messenger RNA of Kalmanozyma brasiliensis GHG001, 1026 nucleotides long. Its product is annotated as ATPase, AAA-type, core. Gene Ontology annotation, cellular component: DNA replication factor C complex; Rad17 RFC-like complex; nucleus. The transcript has a single exon. Lineage: Eukaryota; Fungi; Basidiomycota; Ustilaginomycetes; Ustilaginales. The record is from RefSeq and is a predicted model, not a curated record. Gene Ontology annotation, molecular function: ATP hydrolysis activity; DNA clamp loader activity; DNA binding. Gene Ontology annotation, biological process: DNA-templated DNA replication; DNA repair. The coding region runs from base 1 to 1026 and encodes 341 amino acids.